AUGGCUGCGGAAUCUCCCAAGCGGUCGAAUCCGACGAAAGACCUUCCAUCUCCUGCUUCUUCCGAAGAAGAUGAUGAUACUUCCUCCGCCUAUGAAGCCUCUGAGCUGCCGUCGCAGGAUAGAACGUCCCAUUCACAAGGUCAACCGAAGAAGCAAGCUGUUCAGAGCUCCGAUUCCGACUCCGAGCACGUCUCCGACACGGAUUCCGACUCUGAUCCGCGGCCGAAGAGCUCUGGCGUUCUGCACAACGUGAAGCCCAUCGCUUCCCAGCCCCAGCCUAAAGCUCAAGUGCAUGCGGUUCCUGCCUCUUCCUCAAAAUCUACGCCGGAGAGAAAAAGGGCGAGUGAAACUGAAAGGGAAGCAAAGGACGCCAAGAGGCAGAAAGAGGUGGCGGAACGCGACGCGGACAGCGACGGUAAGAACAAACAUACGCCGAGAGUGCUCUUCCAGCGACUAUGGGGUGAGAACGAUGAAAUCGUGGUGUUGAAUGGGCUGAUCGAGUUCGCUGAGAAGAAAGGAGCUGAUCCCUUGAAGGACAUAGCGGCUUUCUAUGAUUUCAUCAAAAAGUCUGUGGCUGUGGAUGUGUUGCCUUCUCAGUUGAAGGAGAAAGUUAGAAAAUUGAGGGCGAAAUUCAAGAAACACGCCAAAGGGGAGAAUGGUUUGGAUAAGACCUUUAGCAAAGCUCAUGACCAGAGAACUUUCGACUUGUCGAAGAAGAUCUGGGAUGAGGAGGAGGAGGAGGAGUCUUCGAGGAAGGUGAGGUCCUCGUCGUCGUCGUCGGUGGCGGAGGAGGAGGCUGAAGCCGGAUUGGAGGCGAGAAGGAAGGCGGUGAGGGCGUGUGACCAAACGGUAGAAGCCAUUUAUAAUAAAUUUUUUAUUUUUUUUAUUUUACUUUAUUGUAAAAAUGAGUUGGAAAUGGUAGAAGAUUAA
Molecule: messenger RNA, 930 nt
Organism: Linum tenue
Lineage: Eukaryota; Viridiplantae; Streptophyta; Magnoliopsida; Malpighiales; Linaceae
Source: the annotation of a GenBank genome assembly